CUUGACGUCGUCCGCGCUGGUGGCGUUCCGUCUGGCCACCCUUACUGCUCUGUCUGCUUAGCUCUCUGCAAGCUAUGGACGUGGACAUGAACGAGGCCGACUCCCUUGAGGCUCUCUCGGCCAUUCUUGAACGCCUUACCGAGAACCCCUACGACAUCUCCCUUCAUGCCGAACACAUUCGCAUCGCUCACGCAACAGGCAUGGACGGCCAGGCCGGCUCUGCACUAGAGAUGGUGACAGCGUUUUGGGCUGCUGGGGACUAUGUUUGGCUCCCUCUCAUCGAGCACAAGAUAGCCGGGAGCAAUUUGGAGACCCCAGAGGACUUACAGAGCAUCCUCGACUUGUUCUCGCGCGCCGAGCAAGACUACCUGUCCAUCCCUAUACUCCAGAAGCAUCUUGACUUCCUCGUAGAGCGACAUGAACAUUUCGUGGAGGCCGGCGGGAGACCUGACGCUCUCGGGGAAAUGUUCUCUCCGGAAUGGAUGCAUGAUUCUAUCUCCAAAGUCGUGGCUCAAGGAGCUGAGCAUUUGACCAAGAGCCAUCUCCUUUUUGACGCGCAACGAGACUGGGAACUUGAACGCCUCUCAAACGCGACGGGAGAAGAGCGGGAAGUGCUCAUAGGUGUUGUUGAGCAGUUGCUGCUGGAGCGUCUCAAGCAGCCUCAUUCAAAUCACGAAGAGACAUUCCAAACAUACUCCUCAUUCACCACCAACUACAAACCCGCAGACCAGUAUGAGUCCCUGUUAGUGCACGCGUCCAAGUCAAAAGCUCAGGCCGUCAAGGGAUUCCAACGUCGUGAAAACUAUGAGAACUCGCUUGUCAAAGCGAACUACUCUCUCGAGGGUUACGCGUACUACAUCGCCUCAGAGAAGCGUAACAAGAAGCCCGAUCUCUUUGUCCUGAAAGGGCUUUACGAACGAGCCAUUGCUGAAGCCGACAAGCGAAGGUUUUCAGGCGAAGCCAACGCGGAGAAUCUACUACGUUCGUUCUGGAUCGGUUACGUUGACCUCCUACGAACCCAAGCUGUUGAGGAAGACGAGCUGCUUCUCGUCUUCCAGAGGGGCCUCAGAAGUGUGCCAACGUCUGGCGAAUUUCUUGCGCGGUACAUUCGCUACUUGGAACGCGUCUUAGAAUUCGAGGAAGCUGCCAGAGAGAUCAACGCGGUUUACGAGAGAGGUCGGACGAUAGGUCCUCUCCAAGCCGACGUCGAGCAGCUCAUCCCGAGCGUCCUGGCUCGCGCUGGCUUCGAAAAGCGCCAGAUCGAAGCAGGGAAGACCGACCAUGAUUCCCUGCUACAGAUCCUUCUUGAUGCUAUAUCGAGGGCCCACAAGGCGUCAUCCGCCGGCGACCCCAGGCUUAGGUUGGAGAAGUACUUCUCUGCUGUAUGCCUGGAUACCGAAGAAUUAGCCGGGAACGCGCUCGUCAUGUGGGAGGAUGCUACCCGGUUCUAUAAGACAAGCUAUUUGGUGUGGACUGCUUACACCGAAGCCCUGACAAAGGGGCGCAUGUACGAUGACGCACGCAAGGUCUUCCGGGACGUCGCCAAUAAGAACCUCGACUGGCCCGAGGCCGUUUGGGAAGCGUGGAUCGCCUUCGAGCACCUGCACGGUACCGUCGAGCAGAUCGAGGACGCCCUCGACCGCGUCGAACGCGCGCAGGUGCAGGUCAACAAUAGACGUGCUAAGGAGGCGCAGAAGGCACAGGAGGCGGCCGCCCAGUUGAUUGCGGAGACCCAGGCCGCGACGGAGGCAGCGCUACCCGUGCAGGCAGAGACAGCACCCACGCUUGCUGCUAUGGAGGUUGAUUCGGGGGCGCCUGCGGAGGCUUCAGCAAAGAGGAAGGCAGAGGACGAAGGCACUCCGGAGCCUACCAAGAAAGCUAGACUUGAGGAACAAGCGAAGCUGAAGAGAGAUCGUGAAAAUUGCACGGUGUUUGUCGCCGAAAUGCCCGCUGGCGUCACGGAGGAUGAAUUGAGGACAUUAUUCAAGGAUUGCGGCAGCAUCCGUGAGAUCAAAAUUACACAGCUACCGAACUCUCUCGUUGCCACUGUUGAGUUCAUGGACCGAGAGAGCGUCCCUGCGGCGCUCACAAAGGACAAGAAGCGAAUCCGCGGCCAGGAGGUGGCUGUUCACCUUGCGUGGAAGUCAACGCUGUACGUCACGAACUUCCCAGAGAAGGCGGACGAUAAGUUCAUUAGGACGUUGUUCGGAAAGUAUGGCGAGAUCUUCGACGUGCGGUGGCCGAGCAAGAAGUUCAAGAGCACGCGGCGGUUCUGCUAUGUCCAAUUCACUUCCCCUACUGCCGCUGAGCAUGCUUUGGAGCUGAACGGCACGGAACUCGAGGAAAGCCAUAAAAUGUCUGUGUUUAUCUCUAAUCCUGAGCGAAGGAAAGAGCGCACAGACAGUGAUGCGGACGACCGUGAGGUCUACGUCGCGGGCCUCAGCAAACUUGUGACGAAGGAAGAUCUCGAGAACCUAUUCAAGACGUAUGGUACCGUCAAGGAUGUGCGCAUGAUCUUGGACGACAAAGGUCGCUCAAAGGGUUUCGCAUUCGUCGAGUUUGAGACCGAGAACGAUGCGCGUGCCGCCCUUGCUGCCAAUAACCACGAACUCAAGCAGCGUCGUAUGGCUGUUACUCUGGCGGACAGCCGCGUGCGCGCGAAGAACAAAGCUCCCGGAUAUCGUGCGGAAGUGCGGAAUCGAUCCGUACGGGUUCGCAACCUCCCGCCCAACACGCAGGAGGGCUUGUUGCAGCAAGCGCUUGAGAAGCAUGCGCGAGUCAAGCGAGUGGAGGUGUUCCAAGAUCUCAACGAGGCAGAUGUUGAGCUUGAGGAUGCUGCGGAAGCAGGCAAGUUACUGCUCCGACCAGAUUCGAUCGUCUUUGAUGGCAACACUCUGCAAAUUGUGGCGGAGAGUACGACAGGGCCGCGCACUGCUCGUCCGCUGGCGCCGCCUGCAGCAAACACUGGGCUCUUUGUGCCUCGCGCUGCUGUGUCUCGACCGCGUGCGGGACUAGGAAGCAAACAACGUGGUCUAGGAACGGGACAGGUGUCUCGCUCUGCCGCCGACCCGGGCUCGAGUGCAUCGACACCUUCACCUGCAAAUGGAGGGGCGAGCAAGGGCCAGGAUGACUUCCGAAGGAUGCUUUCAGGAGGGAAGUGAAUACUGUGUUCAGUGGCUUGUGGUAUCGAAGGCCCCUUGUGGUAGAUGCUGUAUCAUGCUUUUUGCAAAGUUCAUAUGCUUAAGCACUGAUUGUACAGCGUGUCACAAAGGUCAACCAAAAAUAGCCGUCAGGCCUGAUAGUGAUCUGACCGCGUCCGGCUUCCAAACCCGUAUGUAGUAGCCCUAAUUAGUGUGUCUAGGCUAAU
Messenger RNA from Dichomitus squalens LYAD-421 SS1, 3367 nucleotides. Its product is annotated as RNA-binding protein Prp24. Gene Ontology annotation, cellular component: ribonucleoprotein complex. NCBI's taxonomy places the organism in Eukaryota, Fungi, Basidiomycota, Agaricomycetes, Polyporales, Polyporaceae. The record is from RefSeq and is a predicted model, not a curated record. The transcript is spliced from 22 exons. Gene Ontology annotation, molecular function: protein binding; RNA binding. Bases 75 to 3161 code for a protein of 1028 amino acids.